Theobroma cacao (cacao) is the source of this 1341-nucleotide messenger RNA. Its product is annotated as F-box/LRR-repeat protein At4g14103-like. Lineage: Eukaryota; Viridiplantae; Streptophyta; Magnoliopsida; Malvales; Malvaceae. The record is from RefSeq and is a predicted model, not a curated record. Gene Ontology annotation, molecular function: protein binding.
AUGGAUUCUAUCAUUUUGGCAAUUAAAUCCCUCACAUUGUCAACGAAAUCCGAAACCCAGAAUCGAUUUCAAGUCCAGCAUGAUGAUUUUGGUGAAGAUAUAAUCAGUCAAUUACCUGAUGAACUUCUCCUUCAUAUUCUAUCUUUUCUACCGACAAAGGAUAUUGUAAGCACUUCUGCAUUAUCAACAAGAUGGCGAUACUUGUGGACUUUCUUUAACAUUGUUAGUUUUGAUUUCGAUGCAUACAAAGAGAAGAAAGAGUGUUCUAGUUUCUUGGAUAGUGUUAAGAGAGAGCUACUCAUGAUUCCUGACACUGCACGCAUACAAAAAUUUCGUCUGCAUUCAACUUUCGCCGUCUCUUCUUCCCAAAUCUUGGCGUCGAUGUCAAUAGUAUCCAAAAUAGUGAAGCAUAAAGUUGAAGAGUUAGACCUUUCUAUUCCAUGUAUGGAAUCCAAUCUGUUUUCCUUGCCUCAUAGCCUUUGUACUUCCGAGUCAUUGACUUCUUUGACGUUGCAUAUGACUGAAGCUGCCUUGAAUAGUUUUCCAACUUCCAUAUGCUUCCCAAGACUUAAGUCCUUAAAUCUUGAUUGCAUUGAAUUCCAGGAUGAGCACUCUGCUCAGCUCCUUCUUUCUAGCUGCCCAGUCCUUGAAGAGUUGUAUCUAGAUAACUGUGAUUGGAUCAAAAGAACAGAAAUUAAAAUUUCGAUUCCCACUUUGCUGACAUUAUCUAUUUCCUUGGAAUACAAUGGUCCUCCUGAUAUUUCAAUAAGGAUUUUUACUCCAAAUCUUUUAAACUUUUUCUACACAAGUUUUUCCCAAGUUGAACUUGUGACUUGUGACCUAUCUUCAGUAAUUCGUGCAGAGGUUGAUGUUUUUGGCUGGUUGACAUAUGACCAACGAGUUCAGGUUGCUCAUCGCACCCUUAAAUUAUUAGAAGGAAUUCGUGGUGUCAAAUAUCUUGAACUAUCAAACAGAACACUUCAGGCCAUCUCAUUUGCAGAAAACUUUCAAGCUGUUCAUCUUCCUACAUUUUACAACUUGACCCAUUUGAAUGUAAGCUUUGUCCUUUCUACUCGUGGUGGAGCUGCAUUGAAGCAUGUUCUUCGAAAGUCACCAAAUCUAUAUUCUCUACACUUUUUCCAAGGAUUUGAUCUUGAUAUUUUGGGAGAGGAAAAUCAUUUGCUGGACAAUCUUAUACCGAUCUCUUUCAAAAAUCUUAAAAAUGUGAAAGAGGUUCCAUUCUUAAAUAUAUACUCAGGGAUGUUAAAGCUUUGGAGUGGUUUUCAGUCCAUGGCACAGAUCAUUUAUCAGAGGAAUUGGAAAAGAAAGAGUAAAAUGUGA